AUGGUUCUCAAACUCACUCGCGCGAUCUUUGCAUCAUCAUGGCUGCUUUCUGCAAUUGCCCGGGCGGAUGCAGCCCCAAAUCGUCCAAACAUCAUCUUCAUCUUGACAGACGACCAAGACAAUCACAUGGGAUCCUUAGACUAUAUGCCAUCAGUGCAAAAACAUCUAAUCCACCAAGGCACCACAUUUGAGAAGCACUAUUGUUCCACCGCUCUAUGCUGUCCCGCGCGUGUCACCCUCUGGACUGGGCAGCUCGCUCAUAACACCAAUGUCACCAACGUGAGACCCCCUUACGGAGGAUACCCCAAGUUUGUCCAGAAUGGAUACAAUGACCACCACCUUGCUCUCUGGCUGCAGCAAUCCGGCUACAACACUUACUACGUCGGCAAGCUCUUCAACUCCCAUACCGUCGACAACUACGACUCGCCUCCAGUUAGUGGAUACUCUCAGUCAAACUUCUUCCUCGACCCGUUCACAUAUCAGUACUACAACGUCAGCACCACGAUAAACGGGGCGCCGCCAACCAACCCCGUUGGCAAGUACUCGACUGAUAUCGUGGCUGAAAGUGCCCAAGAGUUCCUUCAACAUGCGCUCCAGGAUGAAAAUUCUCCCUUCUUCAUCACCCUUGCGCCAAUCGCCCCUCAUUCUGUUGUGGGAGAAGGCUCGCUGGGAGCUUUCGAUCCCCCGCAAAUUGCAGAGCGGCAUCAAGGCCUCUUUCCGGAGUAUAAAAUCCCUCGGACGCCCAACUUCAACCCCGACUCUCCAAGUGGCGUCAACUGGGUAUCAAAGCUCCCUAAGCAGGAUGAUGAGGAAGUUGACUACAAUGACGAGUACCAGAGGUUGCGCCUCCGGUCACUCCAGGCAGUAGACGAAAUCGUCGAGUCCGUCGUCGAUCGCCUCGACAAGGCGGGCGCGCUGGAGAAUACCUUCAUCUUUUACACCUCUGAUAACGGCUAUCACAUUGGCCAACAUCGAUUGCACCCGGGCAAAAUGUGCGGUUUUGAGACAGAUAUCAACGUCCCCCUUAUUGUCCGUGGUCCUGGAGUUCCUAGCCAGAGAAUCACUCGCGUUCCUUCUUCGCACGCUGAUCUCGCCCCUACCAUCUUGCAAAUAGCCGGCCUCGAAAUCGACGACAAAAACUUUGACGGCUCACCUAUUGAUAUCUUUGGAACUGCCACUGGGGCUCGUUCGGAGCAUGCUGCCGUUGAAUUUUGGGGAUUGGGGCUUGCAGAGAGCAUCUUUGGGAGGAAGGACGGCCCGCCCAUCUAUCCCAACAACACGUACAAGGGGCUUCGCAUCGAGGCGGAAGAUUAUGGGUUUUACUAUUCUGUUUGGUGCAGCAACGAAAAGGAGCUUUAUGACAUGAAGGCAAGGCACACGCAAGCGGACCCAGGACAAGUACACAAUCUCCUUUCCCCCGGAAAGAGUCUGGUUGAUGCAGCUGUUACCAUCGGCGGUGAACAGUGGCCCCUUGAAAAAGUCGUCGACCGACUGGACGCCUUAAUGAUGGUCCUCAAGUCCUGCAAGCAGCAGACUUGCAUUCAUCCCUGGAAAAGCCUUCAUCCGUCUGGGGACGUCCAAAACCUCCAUGAUGCGCUCUCUACCGAGUACGAUGAGUUCUAUAGAAGUCAGGUGAAAGUGAGCUUCACCAGUUGUGAAAGCGGAUACAUUCUUGAGUCGGAAGGGCCUCAAGCUUUCUCUACAUAUGAAGCUAUAGGGGAUUACGGUCCUGGUGACGAGAUGUACGAUCCGCUGAAGCAGCAGCCUUUGGUUAAUCCCAACUGGAGUCUCUGGGAAUAAGAUUA
Molecule: messenger RNA, 1805 nt
Organism: Trichoderma citrinoviride
Lineage: Eukaryota; Fungi; Ascomycota; Sordariomycetes; Hypocreales; Hypocreaceae
Product: Arylsulphatase
Exons: 4
Coding region: 1-1800 (599 amino acids)
Biological process (GO): phenol-containing compound metabolic process
Molecular function (GO): glycosaminoglycan binding; arylsulfatase activity; N-acetylglucosamine-6-sulfatase activity
Source: RefSeq, a predicted model, not a curated record